AACGAAAAAUGUGUCGAAUAAAUCUAGCACUAUGUUCGGUGUCAUGGGCUCGCGGUUUGGCGUCCUCGAUUUAAUAGCAUAAGAUAAAAAAAUAAAAACGAUGACGACGGCGACAGUGACGACGAUGACAAAGAUGAAAAACAUCCAAAAAUCGCUGAGACACUUGAUGUAAACGAUUUUUUUUUAUUUACCGUCGUCAUUCGCGCGACGAAGAAAAGCAAUUUGUAUGGAAAAUGCUACACAUUUUCAUGGGUGCAAGUGCGCGCGAUACCACACAAAACCGAGAUGGAGAGAGAGAGAGAGAAAAACCCGUCUCCAUGCAUUCUGAUAACAAAUUCAAGUAUCGAUAACAGCGGAAUUUUUUUUUAUAUAUAUUUACGUGUACAUAAAAAAGAGACUAUAAUUCGAUUUAUCGAAAUAAAGCCGAUAUAUGUGUGGCUAGAGAGAGUGAGUGAGAUGGUGAGGUUGUGUUCAAAAACCGAUUAUCAGCCGAUUCCAGCGGUGAUAUAUCGAUGUCGAUCUCAUAAAAGAAAAGAUUUAUGGUGUUCGGCGAGUGUCGCGCGUUCGUUUACUCACUCGCACUUGUGCUCGUUUCAGUCGAUGUAAAAAUUGUAAUUCAAAUGGGAUUUUCUUCAUUCUGUUCAUUCGUUCGAUCAUUUUAUGUUGUUGCUGUUGUUCGCUUCUUGUGCAGUGCAUUUGUCAGCCGGGUGGCGGCCGACUAAUUGAAAAGGGCGGGUGGAAAAAAGGUACUCAUUCAUAUUGGGAAUAUAUGUGCAAACCAAUUCAAACGGAUGAGAAAAAAUGACAACAGUAAUAAUAAAGUAAUUCGAUGAGUAUAAAUAACGAUGCUAACGAAAUGCUUCACAACAACAGUAAUGAGUUGUGUCAUCCGGUUACAUGCGAAAUAUGCCACACAGCGCAAAAUAUGUUCGACAUGGACACACAUCCACAUUUUUGCUGUUGUUUGCCAUGCUUGCAAAAAUGACCAAAAUGGAAUGGGUUCGAUGGAACGGGGUGUCAUGGUUCAUGUGAGAAACCGAGUGAGACAGACACACACACAGAGAGAGAGCCGAGAGUGUAUGAAUCAUUUCGAUGUGUUGUCGGUUUCUCUGUCGCUUCGGAAUUGUAAACGAUGUAAUGGAAAGUGCCACAAUCACAGUUUUCACCCAAAUCUAUUUGAAAUUGACUAUACGAUCCGAUCCGAUCGACGAGAACGACAUCGACAACCGACCGAUGCAAGGAAACGCAGCACACAUACACACCCAGCCAACUGGCCAAUCCAAAAAUGGCAAAACCAAACCAUUUUCAUGUUCGUUCCACUAUCUCUUUCACAUUCUCUCCCACUAUUGCCAUCUCGUUCGCUCGAUUCUUUGUGUAUUCUCUAGACCCAUUCGACGAGAAAUGAACCGUUAGACACACAAGAAAAUAUAAAUACUUGGUGGUUGGUGGUUACGUUAUUCGUUAUUCACUCGGUCGGUAUUUAUUUUUAUGCUACUUGUUCCGCUUAAUGCGGAAAAUGUAUUAUCGAUUUUCUUUUAAAGCCGAAGAGGAAUGAGUGAGAGACGGUAUGAGCGAGAAUAGGAGCGAGGAGAGACCAAGGCAAAUGAAAAAAAAAAAUAAGAGAGCUGAACGAGCGAGCGAAAAAUGAAGAGCGACUCCAAAAACAACAACAGAAAAAUAAUACAACAACAACAACAACGACAAAAAACCACCCGACCCGAAUGCUUUAUGCUUGGUUAUAUAUCAAGCAAACACGCCAUUAUCAUGUUGUACGAGUGUUUGUUGGUUGGUUUCGAGAGGCGAGAGAGAGAGGGAGAGAUAGAAACGACCAAUUCUCGAACCCGAUUUGUCGCAUUGUUCGAUUUGCCUUAUGUUUGUUGUCGUUGUUAGCGGCUGUUGCUGUUUUCGAGAUGGAUAAUUUUUAAAACAAAUUAAAAUUAAAGCAUUCACAUAACCAUUUAGAUGUUUCAGCCUUUCAGCCCCGCUCUCAAUCGCUCUCGCGUGUUCUCGUUGGAGCAUAUCUUGGGUGAGAUUUUCUUCCUUUUCGAUUCGAUGAUUUUUCGGUUAAUUAUUCAGACCAAAUGGUCAGUUCGACAGUUGGAAAAGUCAAUGCGAAUGGUCGGACAUUUUCGGGGGAAUCAAUGUUGAUGGCUGCUGCCAAUGAGCGUCCACAUAACUGCUUGAUGGUUCGCAUAACCAAAAUUAUAUAUAACAACUGACAACACACAAGACCAUUACGUUAUUUUCUCUCUCUUUCUCUCUCUCUCUCUCUCUCCUUGGUGCCUCUAUGUAUAUAUUAUGUUAUGGAAAUUAUGUGUGCGUAUUCAAGUAGAAAUUCAUUUUCCGCUUGAUGUUCAUUCGGGAAGUGUUGAAAUAUUGAUUGGAAUGCUUAUUAAUAGAAUAGGCACUAUGACAUUUGUGUGUGCGAGAGUGUCUCCUGCACUCGGUGUAAAGCAGUGAGCUAUUUUUUUUCUCGGUAUUUAAACCGAAGCAACCGAUUACUAUUAUUGCAAUUAAAAGUGGUGUGUGACGGACACAAAGAUGUGCCGAACUCGGCUGUACAGGCACGCAGUACAUUUCCAGAAAUUUCAAACAAUCAAGCGUUGCCAAUUAAAUACACAUUAAAAUUUGACGCAAUGAACAGACAAACAAACGAGCACAAGAUCUGCCGUUCUCUCUCUGUCUUGCUUUCUUUCUCUCUUUGGGUGCUAGAGGAUUUUCGAGACUUGAGCCCAUAAAUUAUCAAUAUAAUGCGUAAAUGAGUAUGUUCUGAGAGUGGUCCCAUUAUACCGAGUGAGAGAGAGAGAGAGAGAGAGAGAGAGAGAGAGAGUGAGAGGAAAAAAACCAUAAAUGCCAUAAGUGUAUUAAAUGCAGUUGAAUUUCGUGAACAACCCAGGCCAUUCAAAGUGAGUGAAUGGCAUUAAGCGCCCAAUGCAUAUUUUUGACGAUUUUUUGUGUGUGUGUGUCGACUCUGUGCCCACAGACGAAAUAUUUGGAAUGCCCAAUAUUUUUUUUUCUCCGGUUGUUGUUGUUUGUUUCUGUUCUUCACUCUCUUCAUGCUCUCGGCGGCCACCGUUCGUUCCAUUUAGCGUCAGAUGCAGACAUUGUGAAUGGGCAAACCGGCCAUAUGCAUUCGACAGACGGAUUGAAACAGCCGACUCAAUCCGCAUUAAAGUGUGUGCACGAGCCACAGUUAACUGUCGAAAUUACGAUAUUCAUCGCAUAAUUUUUUUCUCUCUCUCUCUCUUUUUUUCGAUCGUUCUUGAUAAUUCAUUACGUGUGUGUGUGUGUGUGUGUGUGUGUGUGUGUUCCUCUUCCUACUCUGAAUUUCAAUCGACUCUCUCAAUUGUUGACGGGCCGUUUUUAUUCAGGUUUUCUAAGUCUUAUUGAAUUGUUGUUGUUGUUUUAUUGUAAAAUUUUCAACAUUUUUCGUUACACAAAAGACAAAAUCCAAAAGCCCAAUCAUUGAAAAAUGAACACAUCUGUCGUCGUCGUCGUCAUAGAUAUAGGUGCAUGGAUUUUUACAAAAAAAAAAUUUCUUUUUUCUUCGGUAAAUUUUGUUAUAUUGUUGUUUAAUGUUAACGAGAUCGAUAAUAAAAUGAAAUAAAUGUAUAGGUUUUAAAAAUGGGCACCAGAAUUGACUAUGAACUGGUGUGUUUUGUGCAGCACACGCGGUACGGUGUGUGCUUUGCACUCAGCACACGAGGCCUUUGUCAAUCCGAGGCACGAAUGAAAAGAAAUGCGUGUAUGUUGGUUUUUUCUCUCCUCUUCUUUGAUUAUUAUUCCGGAUCACAAUCAAAAUGAAACAUGAAAAACGAUCGACACAAAACCUCGAAACGCACAAACUAAAUCCCAAAAUGAGGAAAAAAAUAGAAAUGCAAGAAAAUGAAGAACACUUUUUCGUUUUAUUUUAUGGAAACCCAGAGAAAAAGAGAGAGAGAGCGAGCAAAAUUAUGAAAGAAAACCGUUUAUUUGAGCUAAAAAGAAAGAGACUGAUGAUAAAAAGAACAAAGUGUGGAAUUAAUGAAACCAACAACAAAAUAAUAAAAUGAAGAGCGAAGGAAGAAAAAAGCCAAAAUGAAAUGAACUGCUAAACCAUAUAACUCAAUCGCCUGGCGCACCAACACACACACACACAAUCGUAAAGAAGUAAACACCGAAAAUGUUUUUAAUGCCCUGUUGUAAUGCGCGCAUAUUUUUAGAGAGCAACCCAAAACAAGCGACGAAACUGCUAUAUGCUGUUGCUGUUGCUGCUGCUGCUACGGUAAUCGCAUACGCUUGAUGCAUACAAAGCAUUUUCACAUUUCCACUUUAAAUCGGGUAUAUAUUCGUAUUCGGUUCGCCGUUGCCGUAUUGAGUUGAGUUGAUUUGAGUUCUGUAUGCCUUUGAAUUUUUUUUUCUCUCUCUCUCUCUCUCUCUCUCUGUUCGCUGCUUGCUGUUGUUGUUGCUGUGGUUGUUGUUGCUGUUUAAAGAAUCGAUGUGCGAUGCGCACACACCACCGUAUAUGAAAUGACGAGUCGAGUCGAGUGCAUAAGCAGCAUAUGGAUAAACAACACAGCUCAAUGCUCUAUGCCUGCUGAAUGUUAUGAUGGUUUUAAUACUCAUUGUUGAGCUGCGCCGUAUUUUCUGUCACUCUCUUCGCCAUUUAUUAUAGCUACAUAUCGCAUUUAUAUUGCGUUUGUUUUGCUGUUGCUGUUUCGAUCGUUCUUAUGUGUAUUUUCGUCUCGCUCCUGUUCCUGCCAUCGCCGCUCUCUCUCGCUCCUUUUCGUUUAGUGUUUGCCGUUGUAUGUUUGUUUGUUUGUUCGGUGUCUCGAUGUGUCUCUCGGUUAAGGUAAAGUUGUGCGCGCAUCAAACCAAAAACAGUCAAAAUUCUGUUCGUGACAAAGAUUUAUGCCUCUCGUUUUUUUCCCUCUCCCUCUCUCCGUCUCUCUCUUUCUUUCUCUCUUUCUAUUUAUACGUACACCGUGCAUAUCUCUCGGUACAUUAUUUAGUUUUUAAUUUUUAUUCUCUAUCUGCGAUAAAGAGACACAAACAGCAACGUAGUUUUUCAAUUUGUUGCUCAAUUGAACUCCACAUCUGGCACGACUUUCAUGGGCCCCGGUGUUUUGUGUAUGGGUGUGUGUAUGUGUGUUAUACUGGUCUCUAGCUCAUUCAGGCUCUUUUUCUUCAAACGCUCCAAAACCGUGAUCAUUUUGCUGCCGUGCCACUAUGAUCCGUACCGAGUACAGCUAUUAUUAUUUCGGCCACAUCUCUUUCUACACGAUCGUUUCGUUUUUUUUUUUCUUUUCAUUUCAUCUCUUCUAUAUUUUAAGGCGUUCGAUUAGCUAUCAGAUUAUUUUUUCCACGGCGCAUAUUCGCCUCCAUAAAAUGUCACUUGGCUCUUGCUAUAUCUCUCUCUCGAACGCGAAGAAAGAAGGAAAGCAUGAAAAACACACACACACCAAUUUCCCGUUUGUUUUUAGCUUUUUUUUAUUUGGUCCGUUUCGUUCGCAGCUCGUAAACUAUCGUGUUAUGGAUAGUGUCGAUCGAGCUGGCUGCAAUUUCGUUUACGACGACGGCUGUGCGCACGCUCAAAACUCUCUUUGUUCGAUUGCCUCAUUGCAUGUGCGCUACAAAAUCUCUUGCGCGCAAUUAUUGCGAUGUGGUUACUUUUGUCUUUUACCAAACCAAGAGCAACAAAUUCAAAUUUGUAUGCCAUUUUUGCAACGAAACAUUUUUCUCAGUCAGCUUUUCUUUGCACCGUUUCAACGGUGCAUUUUUUGUUUCCUUCGUUCGCUUCUUCGCUGCAGUUGUGUACCAUUAUUAUUUGCCCAUUUUUGGGUUGCGAACCAAAGACAUCGUCGGAUUUGUUUCUUUUUUCGUUUCCUUCUUGCGCUCUCUCUCUCUAUCUCUCUUGCGCGCGCGGAGCGAUCUCGAUCGUUAUUUAUGUUGCACAGAUUACUGUCCACAUCGGUUUUAGAUGAAUAUGACCGAAUUAGUAUGAUUCGCAAAUUGAGCACUCGGCUUGGCUGAGCGAGUUUGAGCUAGCUAACAAGCUGGCAUAUGCGCGCCUAUUCGCUCGCUAAUGCGCACAUGUUGCAGCUUCAACUUAAAUGAUGGAUUUGUCUUUUAUCUUGUUGUGUUUUUUUUCUCUCUUCUCUUUUAUUUUCUUUGUUGUUUUCUUUUCAAUUUCCAUAAAAAUCGUCAUAAUAAAAUCGCUUUGUGCUCGCGCAUAUUGUAUGAUGCGCGAUUGCUCGUUGCGUGCGCUCCUCCGUUCAUCUUGUGUAAUGAAAGAGCUUUGGUAUGUUUAUUGUAUUCCAUGUGCGAUAUUGUACAUAAUGCUUACUACACUACUUGCUUACUUCUUUUUAUCUACUUUUUUCGUCUCGUGUACAGUUUGUUUUCUUCAUAUUUUUCUCCGGUUGCUGCUAUUUUCCUUCUCUGUCUCUCUGUUCGUUUCAGCUCAAUUUGUCGCUUUUGUAGAUUUCCUUUCACAUGUGUCGUGUUGGUUUUGUUUCGAUUGAAUUGCGUGUACGUGCGUAUGACGGGUACAAAACCGUCCAUUUCUUUAUGAAAAAAAAACUCUCUUUUUUCACCUUUCUUCCCAAAAAAAACGAAACAUGAUGUUCGAAAAAAAAAUGUGUAGAGAGAAGAAAACACACAAGCAUACACAACAGCCAUAAUGUUUUUAAAAAAAAACUGUUUUGAUGCGGACUAUGUGCAUUGAGCAAUAGAUUUGUAGCUUUUGUAAGCAAAUCACUUCGAUUUCGAGUCAAUUUGUCGGUUUUUGAAUGUACUCUAUUCUUUUCUGUUUAAUCUCGUGGGAAGAGGGCUCUCGCGCGCACGCGUUCGCUUGCAAAAUUCCAUAUAAAACAUAAAAGAGAAGCAACGAACAAACGAAUACCGGGGAGAAAAAAAGAGAAGAAAUAGAGUCUUGAUUUGAGUUGAGAAAGAGAGUUCAACGAAAUCUCAAUCGCAAAACGUUUUAUUUAAUAAUAUGAAAUGCGCGUAAACAUCACUUAGUCAAACAAACGAACUGCUUUUCACAGCCAUUAUGAAUAUAUGGUGGUGUUGUUGUUUUCUUCAGUGAACAAUUUCGAAUUGUUUGUUUACUGAAACUUCAGCCGCUAAAGUACACAGCCUCAACAGCAACGGCAGUAGAAACGUUUUUUUUUUCUUCUUUCAAAAUGGAAAAUUAAAUUAAAUAAAACGGCAAUUCGAAUGUGUUAAUGAGUGUUAGGCAUUUGCAUUUUGGUCGUGGUCGAUUCGACAAGAAUGAGAUUCGAUCGCACGAACGACCGAACAAAUGGCUGUGGGAUCGUGGUUUGCAGCUACUGCUUAACGGCUCUGUUGUUGUUGCCGCUGUUGCCACUAGCUGGCUGCCUGGUUGCUGUGAAAAUUUCGCUUAAACGUGCUAGCCCAGGCCAAAAUUACUGGUACCCGACAUACAAUCCGACAAUGCAUAUCAUCUCUCACUUCAUCGUGCUAAAGAGAAUUUAAAUUCGAUCCUUGUCAUCUGUAUAUAUGCUUCUUUUCAUUGUUUUUGCUGCUGCUCUAUCUAUAGGCACGACGAUAUCAUUUUUCUUUCGGCAAGUUCCUUUUUUUCUCUCGACCGUUUGUGUGUGAGUCGUUGUUUUUUUCUUCUCUCACUCGUCGUCGCCGCCGUCUUAACUUCUCAGCUCAAAUGCUUACGAGAAUGUGUUGUUACGUGUAGUCGUGCAUAAUUUCAUCACGGAAAAGAAAGCAAAGGCGCAUUUUGGCUGUUCAGGCCCCAAAACCAUCAUCUCUCGUCUUGAAUCUCUCUUGUACUCUCUUUCUCUCUAACUGGGUUUGAGCACACAAGAGACAACAAACACAUAACGAGAGCGAGAAUUAGCUUUAGUAUCAUCACUUUGGAGUGUGUGUUUUCUUCUUCUUUUCACAUAUUAUAUAUAUGUUAAAAUAAAGGCACACACCGCAAUCGUCUUAUUCACUUGGGCUUUGAGUGAAGAGAAAACAGACGUGUUGCGUGCAUGAGUGCGAAUGAAUGGGUAAAUGCUCCAUCAUCUCUGCUUUGGCACAGCACAAGCAUCGACAGCAGCAGCAGCAUCAAUGACGGCGACGACGACGACAUCGACAACAUUGAAGGCGACAGCACUGGCCGAAAAGAGACAGAGAGCAGUAACCAAUCCAUGAUGUAUGCCGCGAUGAAAAACAAAACCUGAUCAUAUUCAUUUAUUGGACUUGGUUGUUGGUUCACUUUUUUUUCUUCUACUUCUUUCUGUACUCUCUUCGCUUUGCUUUAUGCAUCGCACAUUGAAACGCGCGCGCUAGCGCGUUUUAUAUUUUUUCUGCUUCUAUUUUUCUUCAUACAUGUUGUGUUUAUGCUGCUGUUGCCGUUGCUUUGUUACUCGAUUGUGCUGUGUCGUUCUCCUUCCACAAUCUGUCUUGAGCGCCUCAUUCUGCCGCUGGUUAGGACUUCGACUGCAUGGCACGAACUUCGUCUAGAUAUUAAAACACAACCAAGUAAUUGUCUCGGUAAAUUUUGGAACAGAUUGAAAUUUAAAUGGGUUUUUUGGCUGAAAAAAUGCGUUAAAAUCGAAUGAAAUGUGUGAAAUGUGCUUGAGUUAUGCGGAAAAAAUGCAAUUGUCAUAAAAUUGCUGGUCGGCCGCUGUUUGAUUCCGUGUUAUUCGCAUAACAGUGAUGUGUUUAUUUGGUGAAUAUAAAUAUCCAUAUAUUGUUCUGUGUGAUUGUUGUUGUUGCUGUGGUUGCGCGCUCUCAUGUUACUAUUGUUAGCCUCGGUGUGUGUAUGUGUUUGUUUGCUGUGUUGUUGGCAAAUCCGCCAAUUGGAAAAGUAAACAAGAAAAGCAACAACAAAAAACAUAACAAACAUAUAACACAAAGUGUAUACAUCGAUUGGCGAAUAAGCGAUUUAAGAACUUAACAAAUGUCGGCACUUCACGCUCUCAUAUUCCUUCCCUCUCUCUAUUUCUCUAUCUCACCCAUUUAUUAUUCGUCGAGAUGUUUUGUUUGUGUAUAAUUAAGUAAAGCACAUAAAGUCAUAAAGUUAAUUUAAGCCCUGUGUCCAAUUCGAUCCAAUUCAUCGGCCAAAUCGAACAGCACGGCUGCACCAAUGACGACGACGAUGACGGCAAUAUCCACUGCGACGACCAAAGACUCAAAUCCAAAGACAUAGUAGUGCAAUGGUGCAGUUCAUCCCAUAAACAUAAAAACUGACUCUGAUUUCCCAUUGAAGGAAAAGAAAAAUUAUAAUUGAAAAGAAGAAGAAAAAAGCGAACGAAAUAAAAACAGAAAUAUCCAACCGGAAUGUCGCCUGCCCUUUAAUGGGUUAGACCGAUUAGUUGUGCGUAAGAUUCGCAAGUUGAUUUUCGCAUACAUCUCGUGCAUAUGCAACGAGUGCGAAAGAGAGCGAGACCAGCCAAUAUUUAUUGUCAAGUAUUAGCUAGAUUGCCGCGUCAUGUGUAUUUUGUACUGUAAAGAACAAAACGACAGAAAUGUAGAAACGAAACGAAAUACAAGAAAGAAAAAAUGACCCAACAACAACAACAUCAGUAGUAGCAGCAGCACAACAAAUCGCUCGAUAUUUACUUUUCUGCAGCAUGUCUGACUGUGAAUGAGCGUGUGAGUGAGUGAGCGAGUGAGUGUGAGUAUGGAGAAAAGAGAAUAUGUGUGUUCUUGUUUCAUCAUUUUCUCUACACUGUUUUAUUUCAUGUGCGUCCAUUAUAUCUCGAUCAGUUGGCUGUCUUUCGCAGUUCGUGUAUGGAUCUGACAAUGAGCCAAAUUGAAAAGUACAAGCGAAUAUGAAACAACAACGACAACGACAACAAUAAUAAUAAUAACAACAACAACAAACCAUCAAACCAUCAAACUUGAGCCAACAACAAAAUAGCUCUGCUGUACCAAAAAUAUACAAGAAAAAAGCACACAAAAUCGAACGAAGAAAAAAAAGAAACACAUACAUUACACACACACACACACACACAGAGAGAGAGAGAGAGAGAGAGAGAGAGCGUAUAGUUCUUCUGAACUAACAAAGAAAGAGAAAGAGAGAAACAAAAAAACUAAGCUCAUCGAUAACACUAUUGAUGUUGAUUUUGAAUGUGUGUUAAAAGUUCUGUGUUGUUGUUGUUUUUUUAUUGUUUUGUUGUGUUUUAUCACCACACACCAUAAUCAUCUCGAAUUCGUGCACGGAACCGUUCUGACCGAAAGACUCAGACUCGCGGAUUGAAGCGCGAUCUCAUUCUCUUUCACUCCGUUUCUAUCGCACAACACAACGCACACACACCAUCCAAAUCAAAGAAAAUAUUUAAAAAAAAAAACCACAGACAAAAAAUCGAAUUUGAGCAAAAAUAAAAGUUGUUUCCAGUUUUUCGCAGCCAUCCAACAUAUAGACAACAACUCAUUGGUAAUUCCAGCGAAAUUUGCGAAACCACUUUUAUUUUAAAAACUGGCAUCCCGAUCAAUCCCCCAAAAACAGUACAAACAAAUACACAUACACACAAUUCUAUUUGCACUUGAUUUAGAAUUUAAAAUGCGGAAACUGACUGUGAAUAAGGAAGGCAUGAACCGUCUUCCAAAACGAAUGCAGCAAGCUAAACGAGUUACACCGCCAGCUGUUCCCGAAAUUUAUCGACAUUCUGGUAGCUCAUUUGGUUCGGCCGGUUACGGUUCGUGUGACGAUACAACAAACAUGGGCGGCGGUUCGAAUAAUUUUUAUGCCACUGCUAACGAUCCAAACAAUUCAUUAAAUGUGUCAUUGCGAAGUAACGCUAGCAAUUCAUCCAUUGAUUUACCUGAUAACGCAGCUAGUCGUCUACUACAAGCCAAUCCAGCAGCUAAUGUUAGCGGAAACGCAUCAUCGAGUGCCAAUACAGCACAAUCUCAACAGGCAUUCAUCUUUCACGUUCAAAAUCAGCAACCGCUGACACAUAAAGCAGCAGUAUACUAUCACCAGCAGCUAGCAUUGCAAGAGGAUCAAGGCAUUGAUCUAACACAGAGCCCAGGCCGAGAUAGUCCAGGUAGUUCAUCUGGUUCUGGAUCGGGUUCGCGACAUUCAACGGCCAGUUUAGACAGUGGCCGAGCGUCAUCAUAUCACACAUCAUCGUCGGUGGCAUCAAAACCAUCGGCAUAUCAACCGUUUUCCAAUCAAGUGCCACCAUUCACGAAUAACAGUGGCAUUUUAUCCAGUCCACGAUGCAGUUCGGUGAGUUCGUGUUCGAUUGGCAGUGCCGAUAUGCAUCGAACCGAUCAUGAAAUCAUUUGCGAUUGGCUGCGUGAACUGUCAAUGGAAGAGUAUGCACCAUUAUUCUCGGAGGCUGGCUAUGACAUGCCAACCAUUAGCCGAAUGACACCGGAAGAUUUGACGGCGAUCGGUAUAAAAAAGCCAAGGCAUCGAGAACGAAUCAAACAGCACAUUGACUCAUUGCAAUUACCCGAUAAUUUACCGCAUUACGUUCCGGGUUCAAUCGAGGAGUGGUUGCGUUUGUUACGUUUGGAUGAGUACAUUCAGCCAUUGUUAGCUCAAGGUUAUCGGCAAGUGCGCGAUGUGACACAGUUGCCAUGGGAAGAUAUGGAAGAUAUUGGUAUCGUUAAAUUAGGCCAUCAAAAGAAAUUACUAUUAGCCAUUAAACGAAUCAAAGAUAUACAUAGCGGAAAAUGGAUUGCGCCCGGCAUAGCAAACAGUCCACAGGAUUGCUCGGUCAAUUCACAGAUGCUCAACUGGGACCAUCAACAACAAUAUUUCGAACAAAUGCACAUGCUGAACGCAAUGCCACCGCAUCUCUCGCCUCUGUCAACCGAUAGCAGUAUUAGCAAUCAAUUCUAUCAGCAGCCCAACUAUCAACAGUCGCACCAUUUGAUGCCACACAAUACCAUUCUCGAAAAGGAUAAUAAUGACUUUGUUUUGAUUAAGUUACGACAACCACGUGGUCGUUCGAUUGAUUCGCCCGACGAUUCGGAUGAGAAUCGAAUGAUUGUGACGUUUAGUCAGCAUCAUAACAGCCAAGGAACAGAAGCUGAAGAGGCGUUACAUGAAAUGUCAGCCGUUAGCAGUCAAUAUCAAAUGGGCCAUCAUUUGCAUCAGCAAUCGUGGCGACAAUACGUUGAUGGUGAUAUUACGCCAACGAAUGAAAUGUGUGGCCGCACCAGUCGUGAUAUCAACACAUUGGCGGGUGAUAUUGACCGUGAUAGUCUAUUAAGAAAUCGAGGGAUGACGGUGCCGCAACGGAAUAAGCCCAUUGCGAUGGUGAAAGGCAAUGUCUUGCAUGCAAUUCCACAGCAACAACAGCAGCAAGAUCUGCUAAAGCCGAAAUUAGACGAAAUCCGAUCGAUAGCACCGGAACCACCGCGCCGACACUGUUCCAACAGUACACUCCGACCAAAUGGUUCACUUGAUCAAAUCUGUGAAGAUUAUGAAUCAUUGUCCAUUAGCGGGCAACCAUCCAAAGGUGCAUUCAAUUCACAGGACAUUUACAGCUAUUCGAAUCAAGUGCAAAGUCAAAUGCAUUCGAUGCCAUUCUAUGAUAGCUGCAAUCAGAUGUCAUUGAGUAUGCCAUCGGCCCAGCAACCGAUUUAUGCGAACUAUAAUGCCGUUGUGAAUGCAAUGCAUCCACAAAAAUCGCUGCCAAACAUACAAAUGACCAGUACAAAUCAUAUCCAAACACGAGCCGAAGUGCAUGCCGAAAAGGUGCCAUUCACAGCUAGCAACGAUUCAAAGUCAAACUCGAGCAUUGAUUCAAUCGAUCAAUUGCCAUUUGCCAAUGACAAUGCGGGCACAAUAAAGCAACGUGUAAAUCAGUAUAAUCAAAUGCAUUCAACGGCAAAUGUAUCGCUGGACGAUUCAUCAUCGUCACAGUCGAAAUCAGCAACUGCCGACAAUACGCCUACAAAUUUAUCAUCAGCCACGUCGCCGUGUCGCAACGAGGCAAAAGAUACGAGUCAAACGGAACACGCUAGCGUAUCGGUGCUGAAUGACAUUGGAAAUAUGCUGGCCAAUUUAACCGAUGAACUAGAUGCGAUGCUCGAGGAGGAAAAACGUGUCGGUCUUAAUGAUAGCGAGUAAAAACUUUCGGGCCCACUCUCGUUUCGACGGGGAAGAAGGGAGAAUGGAAUUCAGUUGCAUUGGUGCAAAACGAAAAGAAAUAGGCGUAGAAAGUUGUAUACACUAGGGAAACAAAUAAAAAAGAAGAAGAAGAAGAAGUAAAUAGCAAGUAAAUAAGCCAUAUCGUAGACAGGUCGAAGGUAAGGAGUCGAAACUGAUCGAAGAAAAGAAAACUACUUAAUACAAUUUAAAGGUGAAGAAAAACAAAUUAGAUUUAUACACACAACAUCGUCUGUUAUUAUUCGAGGAAUGAUCAAAUGGAACGCGUUUGCACGUUAUGACGUGAAUGGUGUUUUAGCGGCGGGCCCGCUUUGCAGUCAAUCGAGCGAGCGAACUGGCCGGCCGGCAAAAAACACAUGACAACUGACGAUCUCGAGCGAUGCAAAGAUCAAGAUAGAGAAAAAUAGUAAUCAAAAAGCAUAAAACAAAAUUGUAUAAUUCCCAUUUAUACAUAUAUAUGAGAAGCAUGCGAGCAUUUUGCUUGAUGCAAAACAGAAAAUAUGGGGAAUGUAUUUGAAAUUGUACCGUUACGCAUAGCAUAAUGAAAACAAAUAAUAAUAUUAAUUGUAAUAUGAUUUACUAACAAUAACAAAAACAAGAAUAAAAACAAGCCGUGUUCUGUUGAACAUUCGAACAUAAA
Molecule: messenger RNA, 13718 nt
Organism: Sitodiplosis mosellana (orange wheat blossom midge)
Lineage: Eukaryota; Metazoa; Arthropoda; Insecta; Diptera; Cecidomyiidae
Gene: ckn
Exons: 9
Coding region: 10511-13039 (842 amino acids)
Biological process (GO): cell surface receptor protein tyrosine phosphatase signaling pathway; axonogenesis
Cellular component (GO): axon; focal adhesion
Molecular function (GO): signaling adaptor activity; protein phosphatase binding
Source: RefSeq, a predicted model, not a curated record